AUGUAUGGAGUUAAAUCAAUUAGCACUCCGCUGAGUACUUCUGGUGAUAUUUCUUCUGAUCGUAGCACUUUAUUAACUGAUGUUACUGAAUACGGUAGUAUUGUUGGAGCAUUGCAAUAUUUAACGUUUACUCGUCCAAACCUUGUAUAUGAUGUUAAUAAAGUUUGUCAAUUUAUGCAUGCUCCUAUCGAAUUUCACUGGGGUUUAGUUAAGCGUAUUCUCCGUUAUCUCAAGAGUACAAGUACAUUUGGUAUACUUCUUCGACCAUCACCGUCUUUACAAUUAUCUUUCAGUGCAUAUACUGAUUCUGAUUGGGUUGGUUCUCUUGACGAUCGUCGUUCUACUAGUGGAUGUUGUGUUUAUCUAGGUGGAAAUAUAAUCUCCUGGAGUGCUCAUAAACAGAAAACAAUAUCUCGCUCUAGUACUGAAGCUGAUUAUCGAGGACUUGCUAUUGUUACUGCUGAAAUUAUGUGGAUCCAGUCGCUCCUUUCGGAACUUCGUAUAUCUACACGUUCUCCACCUAUCUUAUAG
Molecule: messenger RNA, 531 nt
Organism: Papaver somniferum (opium poppy)
Lineage: Eukaryota; Viridiplantae; Streptophyta; Magnoliopsida; Ranunculales; Papaveraceae
Exons: 1
Coding region: 1-531 (176 amino acids)
Source: RefSeq, a predicted model, not a curated record